Colletotrichum acutatum is the source of this 2121-nucleotide messenger RNA. RefSeq names its product lung seven transmembrane receptor-domain-containing protein. Lineage: Eukaryota; Fungi; Ascomycota; Sordariomycetes; Glomerellales; Glomerellaceae. Gene Ontology annotation, cellular component: membrane; Golgi apparatus. The coding region runs from base 315 to 1928 and encodes 537 amino acids. The transcript has 7 exons. Gene Ontology annotation, biological process: retrograde transport, endosome to Golgi. The record is from RefSeq and is a predicted model, not a curated record.
CUGACAGACUUCCAUCUACUACAAGCUCCCUUCAACACCGUCUCCGUGCAACGUAUCCGAAUUGGCCGGAUUUGCUGAAAUCCACGAUCUCUCAGCGCCAUUAUUCAACCGUACCCAAGUCGCAUGCCCUCUUUUGGUUCGGCAUGCUACACGCGAUCAUCGUCUCAGCAACAUCGUCGUAGAUAGAGCUGGCUGGAGCUUGACACCCAAGACUAGCAUCACGCAGCGAUCGCCUCUCCUCGACUUCUAGUCUACCAAACCUUAAAUACCUACUCUCCGUCGCAGUCUUCCGGUCGACGGUACCUGUUCUCAAGAUGAAGGCCUGGCUCUAUGCCUCCGUCCUGGGCAUGUCCCUUUGGGCGGCUAAUGCUCUGGAGGUGAAGAUGGACCAAACGGACGAAAACAGACAGAGAUGCUCAGGCAUGUACAGCCGCAGCGCCUGGGGCGGACCCGUCGACCCUUACAUCAACGUCAUGUUCAUCCCGAAGGAAGCGCCAGCGGACCAGGAUCCUACCGUGAGCUUGGUCAUCUUCGAGUGGAAAGACGAGGACUUGAUCGGCGUUCGCGAGACUCCGGAUGCAGAGAAUAAAAUCGGCAUUUGCCAGGAAGCAUUCGUUAAGAAGAACUACUGCAACGAGACGGACAUUGGCAAGUUCAUCAUCGAUAAGGAAGCCACGACGAAGUCGAAGAACAUCAUCGAAACGAAAGCCAUUCACCUCAAGGAGCCCCAGAGCACCAAAUACAUGAUCAAGAAGACGGGCUACUACUGCGUCCUGACCGAUAAGUUCACCGCGGGCGAGUUUACCGCCGUCGUGGAGUUCCGUAAUGCCUACGGCGAGCUGCCCGCGACUCAAAUCCCGAAGUUACCCUUCUACGGAGGAAUCACCAUUCUCUAUGCCUUAGUUGCCGUAUUCUGGGGCUUCUUGUACUACCAGCACCGCCACGAUAUUCUACCGGUUCAGAACUACAUUACGGCCAUCAUUAUCUUCCUUGUUGUGGAGAUGCUCUUGACAUGGGGAUUCUAUGACUACCUCAACCGAAAUGGUGCAAAUAUCGGCUCCAAGGUGUUGUUAGUAAUAGUAGCCAUUUUGAACGCCGCUCGCAACUCAUUCUCUUUCUUCCUGUUGCUCAUUGUCUGCAUGGGCUAUGGUGUAGUUAAACACACGCUCGGGCGAACGAUGAUCUGGGUACGCUGGCUGGCGAUUGCCCACUUUGUUUUCGGGCUCGUAUAUGCGAUCACCAGCUUGCUGAUUACUCCAGACGCUGCUGGGCCCUUUGUGCUUCUCAUCGUCCUCCCUCUUGCAGGCACACUUACCGGAUUCUACAUCUGGACGCUGAACUCCCUGAAUUUCACACUAAAGGAUCUGCGUGAGCGUAAGCAGCAUGCAAAGGAAGCCAUGUACAAGAAGCUAUGGUGGUGUAUCCUCAUCAGCAUUUUCGUCAUCUUCGGCUUUUUCUUCUUCAACAGCUUCAGCUUCGCAUCAGUCAGCGACCCCGACUACGUUCCCUUCCACUGGAAGUCGCGGUGGUUCGUUCUCGAUGGCUGGCUGAAUCUUGUCUACUUCGCCGAUGUGGCAUUCAUCGCCUACGUCUGGAGACCGACGGCCAAUAACCGACGCUUCGCCAUGAGUGACGAAAUUGCACAAGACGAUGAUGGCACGUUCACGAUGGCUGACAUUGGCGGCAUUGAUUCAGAUGAUGAUGACGAGGAAGCCCAAGUGGGCAAGAACAACACCACUGCUCCAUCAUCCACUCCUGGUCACGGCGGCUCCUCAGCCGCACCGGCGAGCAUGCCCCAAGCGCAGCCACAAAGACACAUUCCUCGCGAGUCUUUGGAUGGAGAGACCAUCUUCGCAGUGGGAGAAGAUGGCGACAGGUUCUCGGAUGAUUCUGAUGAGGAAGACGCCAAGCUUGUAAGCAAGAAAUAGAUGGUGGGCAUUUUUGGGUUCCGGGCAUCAGCAAAAGCAGCAAUUGCGUAAUUGCAGUGUAAAGUAUGCACUUCAAGGGCGGCGUUGGCGUAGUAUACUCGGUUUCCGUCAUUUAGGAGAGAAGGUUCAUUGUCAUGUCAUGUAGAGGUCGGAGGUACCCCAUUGUCAAUUAUAUGAUCGCAAAUAAUGCUCU